This is a messenger RNA of Teleopsis dalmanni, 1130 nucleotides long. It is a transcript of the gene Nup62, whose product is annotated as nuclear pore glycoprotein p62. Gene Ontology annotation, molecular function: structural constituent of nuclear pore; phospholipid binding. The record is from RefSeq and is a predicted model, not a curated record. Gene Ontology annotation, cellular component: nuclear pore central transport channel; nuclear pore. Gene Ontology annotation, biological process: protein import into nucleus; RNA export from nucleus. Lineage: Eukaryota; Metazoa; Arthropoda; Insecta; Diptera; Diopsidae. The transcript has 3 exons. Bases 106 to 1074 code for a protein of 322 amino acids.
UUAAGCGGUAGUAUUUUGUAGUAGUUGUCAUAAUUGUUGUCCGCGAAGGCUGUGAUACGCCGCAUGUUAAUAUAUUAAGAAAAUUAUUUAGUUUAAAACGAAAAUAUGAGCUUCUUAAAUCCAACAACAACGGCAAGUACAGGCUUUUCAUUUGGAUUAAAUCCAACUGUUGCAGGGAAUGCGGCUACGCCGCCAAAAACUGGCUUUUCAUUUAGCAAUCUCGGCGGUGGAGAUGCUGCAGCUAUUAAACCACUAGCUUUUGGCGUUCCUAGCACAACGUCAUUAACAACUGCAACUACAGCGCCCACACUUUCAAUUGCUACUACAGUAACGCCAGCUACUCAACCAAUGCUAAGUUUACAAAAACCAGCAGAUGCAACACCUGCGCAAAAUACGGUUGUCAGUGCGGCUCCAGCUGUAACUACAACAGGCACUGGAUUUGCAAAUCUUUCCACAGCAACAAAAACUACUGAUUCUUCAUCUAUCACCGCGAAUUCCUUAACAUACAAUCAAUUAGAAGAGUAUAUAAAUAAAUGGACUUUAGAAUUAGAAGAUCAAGAAAAAGUUUUUAUGGAUCAGGCUACGCAAAUAAAUGCUUGGGAUAAAAUCCUUAUUAGUAACAAUCAAAAAAUUGUGGAUUUAAAUGAUGCUGUCCAGAAGGUCAAACAAGACCAAGCUACACUGGAACAAGAACUUGAAUUUAUUUCAACACAACAUAAGGAGCUAGAAGAAAGUAUUGUACCCCUCCAGAAGGAAUUUAUGAAAAUACCACAAGUUGACGUGGAACGCAGUCAAACAUAUUUAUUAGUCGAAAACUUAGACACGCAAUUAAAACAAAUGUCCGAAGACUUAAAGGAAAUUGUCGAUAAUUUAAAUGAAACAAAUAAGGGAAUGGACAACACAGAUCCAUUAACUCAAAUAGGAAAGAUCUUGAAUGCACAUAUGACAUCAUUACAAUGGAUUGAAACUUCUACUGAAAACUUGGGGAAAGAGUUGGAUGGGAUCAGUAAGAUGCAUGAAACUGUAAAGCGCGACUCAGAGCGGUCUUUUCGUUCAGCUUAUCAUAAUAAAUAAUCAUUGUACACAAUUUACAUAAACAAGUUAUUAAAACUAUUUUGUAUAAAUUUUAA